Molecule: messenger RNA, 1876 nt
Organism: Solenopsis invicta (red fire ant)
Lineage: Eukaryota; Metazoa; Arthropoda; Insecta; Hymenoptera; Formicidae
Gene: Ns4
Product: guanine nucleotide-binding protein-like 1
Exons: 5
Coding region: 139-1854 (571 amino acids)
Molecular function (GO): GTP binding; GTPase activity
Source: RefSeq, a predicted model, not a curated record
AUCGAGACAGUAUAGUUUUUAUAAACAAACUAUGAUUUUUGAGCGGAGAUAAAAUUUAAGUGUUGAGCGGUCAAGCUAAACAACCAAAGUCUGUGAUAAAUAGUCAUAAAGAUAACGGAAUUGGCAACCUGCGAAAACAUGCCUCAGGGAAGACGAAAAGUUCCGUUUAGCGGAAAAGCUAAGAAGCAGCAGAUGCAGGCUAAAAAGCAACGGCAACGAACUUUGCUUGUAAAUUCAAAUGAUGAGGAAAGCUACAGCAGUGAAAGCAAUCCUGAACAUAAAAGACAGAUGAUAAAAAUAAAUGCACAACCAAAGGACAGCAAAUCUUCGAGGAGUAGAUAUGCGCUGCAAUUCUUUCAAGAAUCCAACGAGAAAUUGCGAAAACGCAAGGAACGAGCUUUUAAAAGUAUUGAACCCGCAACUCUUAAAGAUCAAGAGAUUUCCGACAAUUAUUUUCCACCUGGGAUUGACAUGCCGAAACGACCUCCGUGGGAUUUCAAUAUGACGAAGGAACAAUUGAACAUGAGAGAACAGAGAUAUUUCACAGAAUACUUGGAUAGUAUGGAAGAAUUAGCUGGCUUAAGUUAUUUCGAGUUAAAUCUAGAAACUUGGCGACAGUUGUGGAGGGUUUUAGAGAUGUCGGACGUCCUAUUAAUUAUUGUCGACAUCAGAUAUCCUGUUCUAAUGUUUCCUCCAUAUUUGUAUGACUACGUGACAAAAAAACUGAAGAAAGAUAUGAUUUUGGUAUUAAACAAGGUUGAUUUAGCACCUCCAGCGUUGGUGGUGGCUUGGAAAGAAUAUUUUCAUAAUCAAUACCCAAAAUUACAUAUUUUAAUGUUUACGUCGUAUCCUACUUACAAUCUCCGUGGUAAUACCAACAAUGAGGAAGGUAUACAGAAAAAAUUGCGUAAGGGAAAAUUGAGAAUGGCCGCGGAAGGAGCGCAGAAGUUGUUGGAGGCUUGUAAAGAUAUUGUUGGCGAUAAAGUCGAUCUAAGCUCCUGGCAUGAGAAGAUUCAGGAAGAGAUGCACUUGGAAUACGAUUUAGAUGACAUAAAUCACAAAGACAACGUGACAAUAGAAAAGGAAGAUACCACUUAUUUUAAACAUGAAAAAUAUAAAAAUGGAGUUUUGACUAUUGGAUGUAUUGGAACACCGAAUGUUGGAAAAUCUUCUUUGAUGAAUGCAUUAAUGGGCAAGAAAGUCGUGAGUGUGUCUCGCACUCCUGGUCACACUAAGCAUUUUCAAACCAUUUAUCUUACAAAGUCUGUGUGCCUGUGCGAUUGCCCUGGUUUAGUUUUUCCCUCAACCGUGCCCAAAGAAUUACAAAUACUAAUGGGUUCGUUCCCGAUCGCUCAAGUGAGGGACCCAUAUACUGUCGUACAAUUUCUGGCCGAAAGAGUGAAUCUACCAAAACUGUUGAAGAUCCCACAUCCAGAAAACGAUGAUACAUGGUCUGCUAUGGACAUCUGUGAUGGUUGGGCUAUCAAAAAGGAAUUUAAGACGGCUCGAGCAGCUAGAUUGGAUACAUAUAGAGCGGCAAAUUUAUUAUUACGAAUGACAUUAGAAGGAAAAAUUUGUUUAUAUAUAUAUCCGCCAAAUUGGACUAUUGAUAAAAAAAAAUGGGAAAAUCACGCAGAUGUUGAGACAGUAAGAUGGAUUCAAGCUAGAAAUAAAGGUGAUCAUUUCAGUACACCAACUGAAAUGUCUUCUGAAAGUGAAGAAAGUGGGGACGAAAGACUGACGGAAUCUUCUGACGAAAAUGUAACGAAUAAUGAUAUCUCAAUGGAGUCGUCAAACGAGGAAAACGAUGUGCCGCUUGUAGCUAAUAAGUUUUCAUUGUUAACUGCGGAAUAAUAAAAUAGUUUAUUAUAUUGCA